Molecule: messenger RNA, 3711 nt
Organism: Effrenium voratum
Lineage: Eukaryota; Dinophyceae; Suessiales; Symbiodiniaceae
Source: the annotation of a GenBank genome assembly
AUGUGGCUGGAUCAUUUCAUUCUGGCUUCGCCACAUGUUCCGGUCAACGAAGAUAGCGUGCAGGGGCUCAUCGGCCAGUACUUCACAAAGCCGAGCUCGAUUCCCGCAGAUGCUCCAGUUCAUGUGGUGGCAGGCGACGUGGCCAAGGCAGAGCACGCAGUGGAGCAGAAGAAGCUUCGCAUUUUGUCCCCGCCCGAGAUGGUGAUGGCGGUGCUGCUGGCGGUGCAGCGGGACAUAAAGACCAGCGACAUGGAUGUGCUGCACGAGUGGGCAGAGGCGCUGGCAGCUUGCCCCUGUGUUUUCCACAAGAUUGAUAACGAGGACGAGCGCCACAUUGCGUCUCUGCAAUUGAGGGAGAACAUCUCGCAGAAUUUCGCCAGCAUGCGUAUGAGCGCUCUACAGAAAGUCUUUGACAUCCAAGGCCUUAUGGCCGCCAAAACCAGCCUCACCAAAGAGCAAGUCGUCGCGCACUAUGCCGCCGUCAGGUACGCUAAAAAUUCAGAACCAGUCAAGGCACGCUUUGUCGAUGACGCGCUCUACGUGUUGAAGCACGCGUUGCCCAACCCCAAGGUCCAGAGCAUCGUGUUGAAGAUGGAGAACUACGGUCCCGCGAACCCCUUUGAUUCGGUGUGCAAACUGCAGAAAAUCGCAAAGCGCGCGGGCGGGUCAAAGGAGAACCUGGAGUGGUGCUUUCAGAUUUUACAGGACUUUUGGGAGGCUGGGUACUACGCAGAGGACAAGUUUGCCGACAGGGCCCUGGAUGGCAAACAGUCGCGAUGCGACGGCAAAGGCACGGUAGACCUGCUCGUGGCCAAGCGGGAGGUGCUUGUUUACUUGACUGGGGAGUUGUUGGACAGCCUCUUCAAAGAUGAUGACAAAGCCGUGAUCCGCAACACAUGCCGCUGCGUGGAGUCUUUCAGGGAGAAGUGCGGCUAUAUCAAUGCGCCCCAGCACCGCAAGGUGGACCUGCAGUGGAAAGCUGGCUUGGCCAAGCCCGUGGACAUGAUGCUUCAGCUCAUCGAAGUGGCUGUGUACUCGCAGGACCUGGACCCGGCCAUCUUCUCAGGCGUGCGGCAGAGGAAGGACGCGAAGGGCAUUUUGGAGACACAGCCUUUUUCAGACAAGAUUGAGGCGGUGCGGAAGGCUAUCCAAGAGGCUCAGCAGCCGGAUAGAUAUUCCCUUGCCCAGGCGGCUGGCCCCAGCGAGGAGGCCGAGGAUAGCGAGCGCGAGGCUGACUUGGACGGGAAUGAGCCACCCUCCGACCUGGUCCGCGAAUGGCAGACGCUUCAGGGCCAAAAAAAAACCAUUGUGGAUAGCUAUGUCACGACAUGCUGGAACACAUUGGACACCAUCGUCAAGCUCGAGGUGGAGCCUGCGGAGGGCCUGGCGGACUUUGUUCAAGAACGGCUAAAAGGGAGCGCUUGCCAAGCGAUCAGGGACAAAGCGAAGACUGACGAAGCUCCCAGCAACAGCUCCAGCUAUGCCAUGCUCAUCUACGAUAUGAAGUCUGCUGGCGAGGCGUCCAGUCACCCGAGCACUCGGCUUCCACCUCUGCGGCAGAACGGGGAGCACUUGAAGGACUUCAUCAGAGGCAGCCUGGCAGCCAAUGUCGGCCACAUGAAAGAUGACCUGGCCGACGCAGACUUGUGGGUCAUCCCGGACGGCAUGAAAGCAGGUGCAGGAGCCAAAAGGAAGAGGCCCAGGGCAAGCAAGGAUGCAGCUGCACCGCUGCCGGCCGUGCGCGGCAGCGUAGCUCAGGCACUUCCAGGACCUGCCUCGCCCUUGUUGCUCCCAGUGAAGUGCCGAGACGUGCGUGUGGCUUCUGAUUGCACAGGCUUGGACACUGCAGGCACGGCGUUGCGGUUGGCUGGGCUUCAGCCAUAUACCGUGUUCGCCUCAGAAAAAGACCGCCAAACGCGCGUGACGCUGCUGGCAAAUUACGCUCAACAGACCGGCGCCUUGUUCCAGGAGGGUCGGCCACCGCCGCUGAUCUUCAAGGACAUUAUGAAGCGAGACGACGGUCAGCUCCCAUCAGCUGCGCGGGAGUUGGACCUGUACACGGCAGGGCCUCCCUGUCAGCCCUACAGUCCCCAAGGCAAAGGCGAAGGACUGAAGGACCCCCGCGGCCGAGUGCUGCUCCGAGUCUUGCAGACCAUCGCAAGCGUCAGACCCCAGAGCUUCAUGCUAGAAAAUUCCUCGACUUUGGCCACCCACGCCAAGUUCAAGCCGCUGUUGGAGCUCAUCCUAUUCUACUUGAACAGCCUGACAGAGGAAAAUGGAUCGCAGUACUACAGCGUGUCCUACCGAGUCCUGGACACCAGCGUCACCGGCGGCUUGCCCCAGGCGCGGCGUCGGACGUACAUUGUGGGGUGGCGACGCAGCGCCCAGCAGCGGCCGUUCCAGUGGCCACGGCCGCUGCCAUGCAUGUCCCUCCAUGAAGUUUUGGUUGAGGACCCGCAGAGCAGCACAGCUGUGGCCCGCGCUCCAACGGAAGCCGGGCAAGGCAGACUAAAGGCCAACAUGGCCAAAGCCGCGCGGAAGAUCUUUAAGAGCACGCAGAGCUGCGCAGCCCUACAGGAGGCCAUUUGGGUGGCAGAUGUCGGCGGCAGUCGCUCGCGCGGUGGGAGCUGCAGCGCCAACAAGUCGCCCACGCUGACUGCCUCGCGCUGCUCGACCGGUGGGCACAUGCUAUUGCCUCACAACCGCUUCAUGGUCUUGGAGGAGAUGGAGACCUUGCAGGGGCUGCCGCAGAAGCAGUACGAGAUACCAGCCAAGGUCUCGCUCCAGAAGUUUGCGCACAUGAUCGGCAAUGCCUUUUCUACGCCCGUGUGCGGACGAGUUGCUUUGCGCCUUCUGCGGGCCGUCGGGGCUGUGCCGGCCACUGCGGCAGACCCUUGGGCCAGCACCGUGAUGGGUCUGACGCCAAAAACAUUGCUGGGUGGCUUCAUGGACGCCACCGGGGGCGCGCUCAACAAGCAGGUGCGGGUUCUGCACGUUCAGAUGGAAGAGAGCAGCUACUUCCAGCGGUACGAGAAAGUGCGGGGUUUCAAUUUCAACUUGAUGGAGCAAUUCUAUUGCGUCACCAAGGAUUCCCUUGACAUGCCCGUCCGCAACCGGAAGCAUUUUCCUGGCACCAACCGAAGCAAUUCGUUGGGGCCGGUGGUAAGCCCGCCACUGACAAAAGAGCAAUCUCACAUGAUCCCAUGGAAGGUCAAGAAGGAUGUGUGGUCUGACAAGUGCAAAGGAAGCUGCAAGGUUGGCGGGGCCGCGCCUGCGGGGUCUGAGUCCUUGGUGAGGAAGCCGGACACCCUGGAGCCCCUGUCUUUCCAUUCGCAGCCAUGGCACUUGUGGGCAGAGUUGAUUCAUUCGCACAAUGUGCAAUGUGUCAUUGACUUCACGGUGGGCCCCGGGUACGCUGCCGAGGCCGCCCUUAUGGAGAAAAAGCCUUUCUUAGGAUUCUGCCAGACUAGUCUUCACAUGAAUGUCGUGCGGCAGUACCUCUUCGGCCGCUUGUGGGCACACAUGCAGAGCCCAAGCAGUCAGUAUUACGCUGCAGAGCUGCGCGACGCUCUGCAGGCCAGUGCUUUGUUUUAUGCUCAGACGCAGUGUUUAUUCUGCUGCUACAAUAUUUCAAACCAGUCUGAAACCAAGUGGUCUCGCCGUGCCUGCCAACCACGACGCAGGCGGACAGCGGCGGUGACAGCAGCUUGA